Messenger RNA from Parasteatoda tepidariorum (common house spider), 4067 nucleotides. RefSeq lists its product as uncharacterized. NCBI's taxonomy places the organism in Eukaryota, Metazoa, Arthropoda, Arachnida, Araneae, Theridiidae. The record is from RefSeq and is a predicted model, not a curated record. Gene Ontology annotation, molecular function: sequence-specific DNA binding.
AAACAAAACCAAAACCCACUUUCCUCCUCCCCUCCCACCACCCUUUUCUCCUUGCUGUCGAUCAUCGUCCUAAUGUUAACAUAACAACUUAAAUCUGCCAUUUUAGACCACGCAACUAAUUGAUUCUAAUCAGUUAUCCAUUUCGUACUUUUAAAGUACCAUUUUUAUAAAAUGGUAGUUUGUGCUGCAGCUAAAUGUUCCAAUUCCUCUCGCAUCAAGCAAAUGCGAUUCUUCAAAUUUCCGAGUGAAGAAGGACGAAGAAAAGUAUGGAAGGAAAAUUCGGGUUUGCAAAACGAACCCGGCGCUUACGCAAAAUUAUGCGAGAUACAUUUUGAAGAAACUCAAUUUGAGUUGCAUCGUCAAGAUGGUUGGCGAAAGUUAAAGCCAAAUGCUAUUCCCACAGUUUUCCCCGAACCUGUUGAAUCUUCCAGGAAGAAACGUAAAGAAAGAAUACCAAGUGAUUUGGAAACGAUAUAUGAUCCAAAUCCAGAACCUAAGGAGAAAAGAAGGAAGAAACAAAAGCGGGAUAGUUCCUCGAAGAAAAAAUCUAACUCGCAGACCAACAAUACUUCAUCAGAAGAAAAAGCACAAUCAUCACAAAAAGAAAAUGUUCACCCUAAACGACGUAAAGGGCGGCCUCGAAAGAUACCAACUCCUAUCCUUGAGUCAGAUUCUGAAACAGAAAUUGAAUCAGAAGCAGAGGAAGAAGAAGAAAAUGAGCGAGAGAAGCAAAUAGCUGUAUUAAAAAAGGAAAAUGAAUCAAUGCGGCAAGAAAUACAGGAAUUUGAAAAACACAACAAAGCAAUGAGCCGAGUUAUUUUAGAACUUGAAAAGCACAACAAAGCCAUGAGUUUUAGACUUCAAGAACUAGACAAAGACAAUAAAGUUAUGAGCAAAAAAUGUCAAGAUCUUGAAAAACAAAAUGAAGAUUUAAGAGCUAAGUUGAAUUGUUGUUUUUCUGAAGAACAAUAUGCUAGAAUGGAAAAACUAAUGGCUCUGGGCACAAUUGAGAGGUACAUACCAGCAAUUAAGUAAUUGUAUUUACUGAUUAUUGUUGUAAAGUAUGUUGAGUUUUCUCUUUUAUUUAGAAUUGGUUUUUUGAAUUUGUGUAAUGAACAAAGAAUGAUAUCAUGUUAAAUUAUUUUUACUCUGAAGUUUCAAUGGUUUGACCUCUUAUAUCCUAAAUAAUUUAUUCUUACUAUUAAUUUAGUAACACCAUUAGAGGCAAAAUCCUACACUCUCAGAAUAAACAUCCUUUUUUUUCUUUUUAGUUUUUUCCAAUACACGUGGAUUCUUGGUAGCCAAAAUAUACGCAAAUUGGAAUACCCACAUUCCGAUAGUUAAGCCAAGAAAUCAGUUAUAAGUAUAACCCUCUUAAUAUUAUUUGCGUAUUUAACCAUAUGUAUUUUAGAUAUUCAAAAACUUUUUGCACAUAAUUAUGAAGCUCUCAUCAAAAAAAAAGUUUCAUGCAAAAAAUGAUUUGAUGUUUUUAAUAAUGGUUAAGAAAGUUUUGAUUUGUAAGGUAUGCAAAUAUUUACAUUUUAAAAUAUGUAAUUUUAAAUUACGAAAUUUGAACAUGGUCGAUCCAAUAAUUCUUGUGAAAUGAAAUAUUAAAAGUUUGCCUUUUUUUAAACUCUCCGAGUUUCUCAAAUCUCCAACUUUUUUUUAAAACUUUUUGGAAACUCAAAAGCUAUUCAAUUUAGAUAGAUAUUGUUUUCAGAUAGAUAUUUUUUUGUUGUUCUUGUUGCCAAUUAAUUUAAAUUAAGAAAAUAAUUAACUAAAAUUAUAUGCAAUAGUUUUCCCUUUUUAUUGUUUACAUUUUCCUAAAAUUGCAAGAUUUCUUAUAACAGUAAUUAAAAACAUACAAAUAUGGCAAUAUAAUAUCUUAUCUGUUGCAUAAUUGAAACAAACUACAAUAACGUUGUGACUAUCAUAAUAUAAUGUAAAACCCAUUAUUAAAGCGUUAAGUAUUCUAGAGGUGCUUACAAUGUUUUGUAUUUAAAUUUGCAAGAUAAAACAAAUCUUGAAAUAAAACUGUUUACUUAAAAACUUCUGAAUGUAAUGAUCAUAUUGACUAACUUUCUAGCCAUUCUGACCCCAAAAUAGGGUCAUUAAAGGUUCAAAAUAUGGAAAUUGAGAUGUCCUUAAAAAGAAAAUGUUAGCAUUAAUAAUUAUUCUCUUAGCUUAUUUAUAUUUUAACAUUUUUUUGUACAGCAUUGAGGUAGGUUCCUUAAACUAGGGAGUUCACAUUUGAGGCUUGAAUUUAAUGUUUGGAAAAAGUUAAUAAGUUAUAGGUUGUUUAAAAAGGCAAUUUUUAACAUAAUUUUUUAGCCUAUUUUUACUUUUCAGCAAAGAAAAAAGUUAGUGAACUGAAAAAGAUCUUACUUUAAUUAAAGACAUAUUUCGAUCGAGUAACAGUCUGAAGCAGUUAAAUACUAUUAAAUAAAUCCACACAAAAAAAGGAUGGAUUUUUUUUUGUAAUUUGCAUGAAGUUUUUCUUGUCUAUCAAUGCCUUUAUUUAUUGUCUGUAUAUAUUAACAGUAUGCUGCUACAAAUGAAUGCUGCUUCCAUGUAGUAUAGUUAGGGGCUUGUUUAGUAAAGAUUUGGAUCCAUUAACAAACCCUGUGUAAAGAUAAUAAAUUAUUUUAAUGUUGUUAAAUUUUUAGUUAUUCAGUCAAAGUUUUUAUUUUUUAUUAAUACUUAUAAUUUUUAUGUAUAUAUAGUAGGAUAGGUCAUAUUAAUCAGGACUGGUUUUAUUCCUGAUAAUUUUUUUUUUUUUUUUUUUUUUUUUAAGAAAACAAUAUGGAAAAAAAAAGGUAUCUGAAAUGAAAUUUGCUUUCAAAAUAUUAAUUUUAAAACUGCAAGUACAAUGUUUUCAUUUGCAUAUUGUCCAAUAUCUUGGACAUGCUGUAGUUCCCAAUUAUUCAUUCAUAAAUCAUGGUAGUUUUAUUGUAUACACCCCGCAGUGUAUUCCAGAUUUCUAUUUUUAGUCACUUCUUUUGAAUUUUCUUACUAAAUCUUUAUUUCUCAUCAAAUAUUCCAGUGGUAACCUCCUCCCCUCACUAAAAAAGAUUGUUUAUUAUAGAAAUCUUAUUACCUAAAUAUGUAACAUACAUUUCUAUAACCAACAUGUCUACUAGUUACAAAAAAUUUCAUAAAAAUUCUACGAUAUUUGAAGAUUUUUUUACCUAAUAAAUUUUUAGGAUAUAAUCUCAUUAAUUGUUAAACAGCAAUGAGUUUUUUAAAAAAAAGUGGUAUAUAAGAGAUUUUUUUUUCUGAGAUAAGAGCUAAGUCAUCCAUUAUGUUCCUUUUCCUUUCAUGCAUUGUCAACAUUCAUUUUAAUAUUUUUGACUGUUUUGUUUCUUUCUGUUAGUUAUGUGCAAAAAUUCCUAGCUGGCUUUUAAAUGAGCACUCAGUUUGCAUUGAAUGUGUACAUAUCUAUGAGUAAAAAUGCUAAUUUAAGCUUUAGUAUUAGAAUUUUUUAAAAAAAAAAGUGAAGAAUUGCUUUUUACUUUUUUUCAAUUCUGAUUAUUGUAACAAAAAGAAAAUAUCUGCAUCUUUAAGGUCAUUUUGUACUUAAUAAAAUACUAAAAAUUUUAUUUUACUUAAAUUGAAUGAAUUAAAUUCUCUACGUUAAGAUAAUCGAAUCAUUGUUCUUCCAUUAAUUGAUUAAAAAAUGCUCAGGGGUGCAGGGUAUGUCUGAUCGUGGGAAUGAUUUUUGACUAUAAUUCACACAGCCAUGGGGAAAUAUUUGGUCGAACUAAUAAAUAUUACUACAUUGUAAAAAAAUUUUGCUUUAGAAAAUUUUUCCCUGCAAAAAUAAUAAAUAAAUUAUACGCCACUUUGAUUAUCUAUUUUGAUUUUUCUUAAAGUGAAGAGCUCUAAGUUUAGUUUUUUUAAAUCAUUACUUUUUCUAUGUACUUCGAUUUCUAUUAUUUUUAAAACAUAUUCUAGUAUAUUUAAGAAUUGUGUAAAAUUAAAUGAUUUUUUUUUUCUGUGUUAAGGAAAAGUUAUUGUAACUAAAGAAAGUGAUUUCAUUUUGGGGGAAAUUUCAAAUCCCCCCCCCC